AUUGUCUGGUUCACUGUGAGUUUUAAACCAAAGUAAAGUUAUCAAGAUUUUGUAUCAAGACAUGUCAGAUACUUUGAAGAAUCCGGUGAUUAAGCUGAAACUACUCAUAGAUGAAGAGAAAAACAAGGUUGUAUUCGUUGAGGCGGGUAAAGAUUUUGUCGAUAUACUCUUUAGUUUUUUAACAUUUCCAAUGGGAAAGAUUGUUAGAUUGAUAGAGAUGCAUCAGAAGUCACAAUCAAUAGCAAUAGGCUGUUUCAACAAUAUCUAUGCAAGUGUUUUGAGUAUGGGCAUGAAGCAUUUCAGGACUGAAGCUUGUAAGCAUAUGCUUUUGUAUCCGGGCAGUUUGAAUCAGGAGAAAUGUCGAAACCUCAAGAUGAGGAUCGAUGAUUCUGAGCCUACAAAGUGUUUCAUGUGCCCUAUGUUUGAGCGAAGCGGGCAAUGUUGUAAAUGGUAUAGCAAUUUUAAUACGUCGAGAUGUAGCUGUGGGAAUUUGAUGGAUGAAGUGAUUCAUUUUCAAGGAGAAGGAGGUGGAGCUACAAUAGGAAAAGGUGUUGAAGGUGGAGUAUUUGUGAGGAGUGAUCAUACUUCAUUCGUAAUCACCGAUGAUUUGAAAGUGGAAGUUAGCUCUGUUGAGUUAACACUUAACGUUCUUAAAGAUCUUGGCUACACAGAUUGUAAUAAGUUGGUUGAGAGGAUUCACAACUUUAACUUCGAAGAGGUAACGACUUUGUUUGAGUGCUUAUUCACAUCGGAUACUCCAUUGACCGAUACAUUUCUGAAAAAGAAAAGCUCAUGUGGCAUGAAGAGAAUUCACAAACCGCUGAGUCCUGCCCUCUGUGAAGAUAUAGAGGAAUCAAAAGCUCAUCAAACGAUUACGCUAAAUGCCUAUGUUAGGAAGAAGGAAGGGAACAUUCUGUUUGUUGAAUGUGGUGAAGAUUUUGUUGAUCUUCUCUUUACUUUUCUUGCUAUGCCUCUAGAAACCGUAUGGAGAAUGGUUGGCAAUGGAACCAUCCUUGGAUGCAUUGGAAACUUGUGCAGAAGCUUCAAGGAUUUAAGUAUUGUUUCUAGUAGAGAAGCUAAAUGUGUACUUCCUCACUACUACAAGUGUCAUAAGCAGCUGCUUGAUGUUGUCACACCCCAUGAGCCACCAACUUACUACAUUUAUGUUUCCUUCUACGUGGAUCAUUUUAGAGAGUACAAUUUGUCUGAAAACUCUGAUAAGCCACUUGUUUAUGAGUGGGAUAAACUUGUGCCUGUGAUUUCGAUAGAUCCAAAAUUUGAAGGUGAUGGUAACACUACUGAUAAGUCAACAACAUCUAGUGGUGGAUUUAUGAAGAGAGGGACAAAGUUUAUGGUAACAGAUGAUUUGAUCAUUACACCUUCAAAUUCAACCUCAACCAUUGGACUGCUAAAGGAAAAACAGGUCCGGUUAGACGAUGUUGAGGUUCAAGUGAUCAUCAUUAGGAAAGAAGAGGCCAUUAGGUUAUUAGAAGCUUCAUUGGUGACAUUUUCUGCCUUAAGCACUAGUCUUCUAGCUAUGGAAAUUGCUUCAACAAGUGUUCCUCAAAGCCGACUUUUUAAGAAGCCAAAGAUUGAGACUUGAGAAGCAAUGUUUAACACGAAACUUAGUUCUUGCUAAGUUUGAUUGCUAGUGAAUCUUUUGAUAGCUUGUGAAUGCUCUCAGUUACUUAAAUAGUUCCUUUCAUUCACAGAAUUUUCAUCACCAGUCACCAUGACUCUGAUCUAUGCUCAAUGUAGUAAAAGAGACAAAAAAUU
This is a messenger RNA of Arabidopsis arenosa, 1776 nucleotides long. The record is from the annotation of a GenBank genome assembly. Lineage: Eukaryota; Viridiplantae; Streptophyta; Magnoliopsida; Brassicales; Brassicaceae.